This is a messenger RNA of Phoenix dactylifera (date palm), 1830 nucleotides long. Its product is annotated as protein NUCLEAR FUSION DEFECTIVE 4-like. Lineage: Eukaryota; Viridiplantae; Streptophyta; Magnoliopsida; Arecales; Arecaceae. Gene Ontology annotation, cellular component: membrane. The record is from RefSeq and is a predicted model, not a curated record.
AAUCAGCUCCCAGCAGUGAGAAAAAUUCUGAAACCAUGUCUUCCUCUUCCUCUGCUCCAUGGCUGAGCUUGGUUGGGACCAUCUGGCUCCAAACUAUUAAUGGAGCAAACUCAGACUUCCCAGUCUAUUCAUCCCAGCUUAAAGAUCUUAAAUCCAUCUCUCAAGUCCAGCUCAAUUUCCUUGCUUUCGCCUCUGAUGCUGGAAAGCUCUUUGGCUGGUGUUCUGGUGUUGCGGCCAUUUUUCUCCCCCUCUGGCUGGUCUCAGUGAUUGGUGCAACUUUUGGGCUGAUAGGCUAUGGCAUGCAGUUUCUCUUCCUAGAGAAUACCCAUCUAUCCUACUGGCAUCUCUUUAUGCUCACUGCCCUGGCUGGAAAUGGCAUAUGUUGGAUCAACACUUGCUGCUAUCUCAUCUGUAUCCAAAAUUUUCCUUCUGAUAGCCAUGUUGCAGUUGGGCUAUCCACAAGCUAUCUUGGUUUGAGUGCCAAGGUCUACACGGUUGUGGCCGAUGCAGUCUUCCAUGCACAGCCCAGUCAUAAUGCCAAGGCAUAUCUCCUACUCAAUGCCAUUGUACCUAUAUUAGUUAGUCUUUUAGUUUCACCAUUUCUACGUGAGUCACAGACCAAAAACAAAACAAGAUCAAGUUGCGGGUUCAUGGUGAUGUUGGCCAUAACACUCGCAACUGGAAUUUGUGCAGUUUUUGGCAGCAUCAGGUCUGAAUCAAGAGAGCAUAAGUUAAGCCUAGGAAUUCUUUUGACUGCCCCUUUGGUGGUCCCUUUGGCCGUGAAGUAUAAAGAAGUCAUAGGAGAGAUAUGGUGGAACAAGAGGGAGAGGAAGGUUCAUGAUAUUACUGUGGAUGAGGAUAAAACUGGAGGGAGAGUCAUUGAUUGUGAGUUGAAGGAAGGAGGGGCUGUAGAUGGGAAAGUAGAAGGGUCAAUGGAAGUUGGCGGCCUUCAACUAUUAAGAAAGGUGGACUUUUGGUUGUAUUUCUUCAGCUACAUGUUUAGUGCUUCAUUGGGUUUGGUCUUCUUGAACAACCUGGGACAAAUAGCGGAGUCUCGUCGGUUCUCAAAGACUUCUAUUCUCGUCUCCCUCUCUUCUUCUUUCGGUUUCUUUGGUCGUCUCGUGCCAUCUUUCUUGGACUACUAUUCAACAAAAAGUGGGUACAUGGUGUCAAGGCCAGCAUUCAUGGCCACACUGAUGGCUCCAAUGGCAGGAGCCUUCUUCCUACUUCUAAAUCCAAGCAGACAUUUCUUGUACCUCAGCACUGCGAUUAUUGGGGGAUGCACUGGGGCAAUAACCUCUAUUGCAGUCUCAGCAACUUCUGAGCUAUUUGGCAACAAGCAUUUUGGCGUGAACCACAACAUUGUUGUCACAAAUAUACCGAUAGGGUCUUUUGUCUUUGGUUACUGUGCUGCCCUUCUUUACCAGAAAGGAGCUGAAGGAAGCCAUAGCUGCACUGGGGCUGAAUGCUUCGAGAAAACCUUCAUCAUAUGGGGUUCUACUUGUUCCUUGGCCACUCUUCUUUGUACAGUCCUCUAUGCCCGAACUCGAAAGUUUUGCUGAAAGACUUCUUACAGAUCUGAUGACUCGCAUAGAUUAAGCUAUCACACAUGAUAUUGUAACUCUCAGGACCUGAGGGACAUCAAAAUCUGGCCACAAGUUGCAUUGGUGUAGGGGUACCUGCUUGCGUAUUCAGGCACACCCACCACAUUUUGCAAGUUGAUGGAGAUUGCUAAAGCCAGCUUAUGUAGUUAUGUAUCACACUGGCCUUUCUGUAAAGUUUGCUAAAUUAAUAUGAAUACUCCUCUCAUUACUUUGUGGGUGUAGCAAA